UUAAUGUUGCUGUUUGGCGCUUCCCUUGCGACGACCGCAGGCAGACAGACCUCCAUUCGAGCUCCUAAAACGGCCCGGGUUCCUAUGAAUGGGUUUAGUCCGACAUGUGGCCUUUCACCCCGCCCUACGAAACACGACCAUGCAAGCCACACUCGGAGAAUUGUUUGUUAAUAGUCCAAUUAGAUAAUUGCCAUCUUUCACUCUUUCCCCCAUUUCCCAUAAAAGAAUGAAUGCGGGGAGCAGCGUGAAGAGGGCUUCUGCCCCGCGAGGUGACAAGGAGGACUGGAGCGUGCUCCAAGCAGCCAUCUAUUCACUUGAAUUGAUUCAUUGUUGGGUAAUCAAUGGUCUUAUUGGAUUAUUGUCCAUUCGAGGUACCAAAUAUAUUGUUGCACUGACAAUGAAAUAACUGAGGUGAAACUUUUCAUUUAGAGAAUCUUUAGUUAGCAUUUUCCGGACUAGCUGUUUCCUGUGGAUAUAUUUUGAAUAGAUUUUUUUUUCACUCUCUGGGUAGUUCCUAAAGGUGGCUCCGUCUCACUGGCCUGAACGUUCAGUUCAAGGGACAGAGACUCAAAGGAACUUGGGCUUUAGAGAUGGCUGCUUGCAGCGCUAAUAUUACAACAGCAAAUUGCUCCGAACUUUCCUGAAACUCUUAACGCUCUGACAAGUGUAUUUUUUUUUCUCGCAUUUGAGGCCAAUCGGUUUACAGUAUUUAGCUGCCUGAUUGAAGACGAGCAGAGAAACCAUAUAUUAAGACCUGAUAUAUUAUCCAAACAACGUAUUCAUGGGGCAACGUAAAUGCCUGGCCGUAAAAUUACCCAUAAUCAAUUGAAACGGCAAGUGUACGUACUAUGUGUCUGGUAUUUGUAGAUCUCACAGCAGUAAAUCUGGAAGGCUGCAGCUUAAAGCACUAUGUCGCGCAGUGUUGAUCAUUUGUUACAUCAAGCAGGACAACCAUAAAAAAAAUCGGACAACGGAGAAAGCGGAAUUUCAAUCGAGCAUUCCGAAACCACUCUUGCCGAUAAAACAAACUUUAAAGAGAACCCAGCGGCCGGGACAAUAUUUUAUGAAAUAUCUUUAAAAAAAAAUAUUGUGCCUUGCAAUUUAUUUUUCUCCGCACUACAUUACACUAGCAGUCCUCAAUGGAAGUCAGGUGCAAUCGAGAACCAAUAAUGGAAGCGGAGUCGAGCAGAGGUUUAAAGAAUGGACUCCGAGAAGGCAGAGAAACCAGCUCGAGUUCACGGGAUUCUCACGGAAGCCUUCGGAAUUCUUUGAUGGACGACCAGCAAGAGACUUUCUCAGCUUCUGCGAUCUCCGAUGACUGCAAUAAAACAAAAUCCAGUACGACUGACCCGGACUAUUGUAGACGAAUUCUUGUAAGAGAUGCAAAGGGAUCUAUAAGAGAAAUAAUUCUACCCAAAGGGCUAGACCUUGACCGACCCAAGCGCACCCGAACAUCUUUCACAGCUGAGCAGCUGUAUCGUUUAGAAAUGGAGUUUCAACGCUGUCAAUACGUUGUUGGCCGGGAGAGAACAGAACUGGCUCGUCAGCUCAACUUGUCUGAAACUCAGGUGAAAGUCUGGUUUCAAAACCGACGCACGAAGCAGAAGAAAGACCAAGGGAAAGAUUCCGACGUUCGCUCGACAGCCUCUGAGACCGCAGCAACCUGCAGCGUUUUAAGGCUCCUGGAACAAGGAAGGCUUCUGUCGCCGCCUGGAUUGUCCGGUAUCCUGCCUUGUGCCACCAACAACCUGGGAUCAUCUCUGUGUUCCCCCAUCGUCGGCCUUGGCACCACGUUGGGCACAUCGUCACUCACGGUGGGGACAUCUGGAGCACCGACACUGAGCACCACCCACCCCGGACACAGCGUCUUCAGUAUGCCGGUACCAUCUCUUAUUGGCACGGUAGCCACAAGGCUCGCUUCACCCUUAACUGUUACCAGUUCUUUGACGGGGAACUUGCAUGAACUUUCUGCUAGGUACUUGAGUUCUUCAGCUUUUGAACCUUAUUCAAGAAAUGGGAAAAGAGAAACGAUGGACAAAAAAAUAAUGGACUGACAGAUACUUUCAGGAAACACAUUCUGUUGACCCAUGAGGGCUGAAUUAAAAAAAAUAUUGGAAAUUAACAAUCGUGUAACACGUAGGCAUACAUAUUAUGCACAUAUACCCCACUCCCAAAGAUGCAGCUAGUCAGUUUAAACCGUCAUAAGCAACUCUCGUUCGAUUUGGGGUGGGGGGAGGGGAGUGAUAUUCAAUGCUCCAACAUCACUUUUAAACCAGGCCAUACUCCAAACCUCUAAAUGGUAUCAAGAUCUAGUACGGAGCUCUGGCGACAAUGUGACAGGCUGUGCGAGUUCAUAACGCAGUCAAUUUAUUUGGCUUGUCGAAUAGUACAAUAUAAUUUUGGAUAUUUUUGAAUUGCAGCUCGGGCAAGUCAUCCAACAUAAAAGGUAAUUUUUACGUCUAGUUCCUGAAGGAUUAAAGUAUUCGAUGUUCAUGUUGCUUGUUCUAGCUCAGUUAGAUCUGUCAUAAAUGAAGGUGGUGCGCUGUUUGGUCUUUUGUAUAAAAAAAAGUAUAUUGUUUUAAACACAUGCCACCAAAAUCCUGAUGUAUAGCUUUUAUUAUAGUAUAAUAAUUUGAAGGAUGUAAAAUCUGAAAUUGUAUUUUAUUGUAAAUUAUUGAUUAACGUCCGUAAUUAAUAGACUAAUGAUUUAAUGAAACGGCGGUGGCUGUAUUUAAAGUUAAAUAGUGUCGAAUGAAAGCCCUUGCUACUAACUUGAUCUGUAUUUUGUCAUUUGUUAUCUUUUGCAUGUUGUAAGUGUGAAAAUACAUGUGACUGAAAUGUUAAUAGCUGUGGUUUCUUAUUCCCAUCAAAAAACACCCUUCUCGGCAUUGAGAAUGAAUUAUUUGCGAUUUUUCUGAGAAACACAACGCUCAUCUUUAAAACGGGACAUAUUUCAUUGUGUUUUUGAGUUUAAAAAAGACAAAUUAAAAUACAGUAUGUCAUUUA
Molecule: messenger RNA, 3006 nt
Organism: Amblyraja radiata (thorny skate)
Lineage: Eukaryota; Metazoa; Chordata; Chondrichthyes; Rajiformes; Rajidae
Gene: vax1
Product: ventral anterior homeobox 1
Exons: 3
Coding region: 1140-2054 (304 amino acids)
Biological process (GO): regulation of transcription by RNA polymerase II; neuron differentiation; brain development
Cellular component (GO): nucleus
Molecular function (GO): DNA-binding transcription factor activity, RNA polymerase II-specific; RNA polymerase II cis-regulatory region sequence-specific DNA binding
Source: RefSeq, a predicted model, not a curated record